CCCCACCCCAGUCCAGUAGAUGGCAAUAUUCUUCUUACUCGCUGCUUUCUAGCUGCCUUUCAACUAGAACAAGAACAACGAUUUCCGUGGUGACUUGUGAAUGUAUGAAUGGUGAUAUUACUGAAAAAUAACUAUAAACGAGCGUGACCGCUGGAUUUGGGUACUGAAGGAGCUUGGAGACAAAAUGAGUGACAUCUCUGUGGACCACAAGACUCUUUGCCUAUUUGAUGUAGACGGCACCUUGACAGCUGCGAGACAGCCUAUAACCGCAGAAAUGGCCAUGUUUAUUGACAAGUUGAAGACCAGGGUUCGUGUUGGCGUGGUUGGGGGGUCGGACCUCUGUAAAAUCAAAGAGCAACUGGGAAAUGAUGUGAUCCAGAGAGUGGACUAUGUAUUUGCAGAGAAUGGUCUUGUGGCCUAUAAGGAGGGACAGUUACUAUCUAUUCAGUCCAUUCAGGCCCACAUGGGAGAAGAGCUACUACAAGAGUUUAUCAAUUUCUGUCUCGGCUACUUGUCCUUGAUCAAACUUCCCAAGAAGAGGGGUACAUUUAUUGAAUUUCGUAACGGCAUGUUGAACAUUUCACCGAUUGGACGCAGCUGUACUGUGGAAGAACGGAAAGAGUUCUAUGAACUGGAUCAGAGAGAAAAAAUCCGGGAGAAGUUUGUAUCCGUUUUAAAGGAGCAGUUUAAAGGAAAAGGCCUGUCGUUUUCAAUCGGAGGGCAGAUCAGUUUCGAUGUGUUCCCUGAUGGCUGGGAUAAAAGAUACUGCCUUGGGAUCGUAAAGAAGGACAACUACUCAACCAUUCAUUUUUUUGGCGACAAGACAAAACCUGGAGGAAAUGACUACGAGAUUUACUGUGACCCUCGCACCAUUGGCCAUGAAGUGACCUGUCCGGAAGAAACGCAAAAACUUUGCCAGCAGCUUUUCUUCUCAUGAGAGAAGUACCGGUAUAUCUACAUCACAUUCAGGAGACUUGAUUUAGAGGUUCUAAAUUCUAAACCUCCAUGAAGUUGGACCCCCAUCAGACACAAGUUUAUAUAUAGAAAUGAUGUCAAUCGUUUGUGCUACGUUUGUAUGAAACCCCAAAAGGGUCAAAGUUGAAUAAAUAAAAACAACAUUUGGAAAUAAAUUGCCUUUGAUAAAUAACAAAUUGUGUAAUAUGGCUCCUAAAUUAUAAAAUAGGGUAAUAUUAUGAAAAAUAUUUUACAAGAUAAAAAGGUGUUUUCAUUUUAUAAUGUCAUUUUCCAGCACAUUGAAGCGUGCUCUGCUAAUCAAAUACAUAAGGCGGAGUCACUUAAGUGAUUGGCUGGAUUGAUUGUGGAGCUUGCUGCGCUACCGUUUAGUAGCGUCGAUGAACUGUCAGGUAAACUUCCAGAAAGCAUCAAAAAUCCUCGCUCAGGCUGAGCUAAAGGGACUUUCGUUACUAUCCAACCGGUUCGCAACUUCUCUGUUACUCUGUAAGUGAGGCUACCGAAUGCUAGCACAGCUAGCCAGACUGCACGAUCCAUCCAGCCAAUCACUUAUCUGACUCUGCCUUAUGUAUUUGAUUGAGAGCACACGCUUCAUUGUGCUGGAAAACGACAUUAUGAAAUAAAAAAGGCCAUUGUGGGAAAAGACUUCACGAAAAAAAUGACUUGUAAAAUCUCAUUGAGCUGAAAAAUGACAUUAUAACAUAAAAAGGCUAUUGUGGUAAAAGGGAUUAUUUCUUGUAAAGUCUUUUUUUAUAAUAUUACCGUAUUUUACAAUUUAAGGGCUAUAUUACACAAUUCUUCACAAUUCAUUGUCUGUUAUUUAUCAAAGGGUACUUAUUUCAAAAUGUUGUUUUGAUUUCUUCAAUUUUGACCCUUUUGUGGUUCCGUAUGUUUGUGCUUGUUUGUGCCGCUAUCGUUUUUAAGAUAUUUGAAAUUCUUUUAUAGGUCAAUAUGAGGUCAACCAGCCCCCUAUAUUGAUUAAAAAUGGUGUCAAUCGUUUGUGUUACGUUUGUGCUGGUUUGUGCUAUCCUUUUUGAGAUAAUGAUUCUGAGUGAUGACGUAACGCAGCCCCCCAUUUAUUGCAAAAUGGACCAGAAAUGGUGCCAUUCGUUUAUGCUACGUUUGUGCUGUAAAAAUUCUUUCGUUCGUGCUGCUGUUUUAUAGAUAUUGAGAUAUUAAUUUCGAGUAAUGACGUCAAUCGCAGCCCCUCUGUAUCAGCUCACGGAGCGUACCAACUCUCUCAAUAACGGGGGUAUCCUAACAACUCGCGCAAACAUAGCACAAACAAAUGGCACCCCUUUGUGCUACGUUUGCGCUAGUUGUUGGGACGCCCGUCUGUUAUUGAGAGAGUUGGUAUGCUCCGUCAGCCGCGGGAGUUGGAUACGGAAAAGCUGUGCGUGACGUCAUCACUCGAAAUUAAUAUCUAUAAAAUGAUAGCAGCACAAACUAGCACAAAUGUAGCACAUACGAUUGACAUCCUAUUUUAUGUGAAUUUGCGUCUAAUGGGGGGUUAACUUCACGGAGGUAAAUUCUAAUGGUUCUCAAAGCUCGGACCUUGUGGGAAGAAUUAGUAGGUCUUGUUGAUGGAUUGUUUAAAAUGGUCACAAGUUGAAAUCUUUUCGGGAAUGUAAGUUGGAAUUCUAAAUCAUGUUUAUUAUUGCCAACAUUUGGUGAUGUUUUCAGAGGCUUGAUUUUGUAGCUACCCUUUUGAGGAUAAUGAAUUGCUUGAAUAAUGUUCAAUCUUGGGCAAUCAUCCAUCAGUCCUUUUUUUUUUUUUAAUGAUCACUACAACAUUGCAUGGAAAUUUCAAUAUAAUAGGCCUUUUUCAUCCUUUUUUGAGCCUUAAUAAUAGAAUGAAAACACCAUGCCUACCUAACCCAUUUUCUAAUAACACUAUCAUUUCUGUUUAAAUGUAAUGGGAUGAAGUAGAGGUCAAGUUAACAACUCAUCCCUUUUCAAAUUAAACGACAACUACCGGUAUUUCGAUGAAUUAUUUAGAGACGUUGCUUGACUUUAGCUUGCCUCUCCAAAUGUUAACGGGAAAUAUUUGCAGAUUUCUGUCGUUUAAAAAAAAUAAAGCAUUUUUGAAAAUGGGAAAACCGUUUAUCAUAAAGUUUACAGAAUUUCUAACAACCAACCAACUAAAAAAGUCAUUUUCUGUAGUGUCAAAUAACAUCCUAAUAGGGAUGAAAAUAAGUAAAGAUGCACGAUAACAUCGGUCACCGAUAAUUAUCAGCCGAUAACAGCAAGUAUGAUGCCACACCGGUAAUUCAGAUUUUAAAAAAUUGAGCUGAUAAUGCAAUUCAAUAAUAAUGUACUUGAUUUAGCCUCCAAAUGUGCGCAAUUGACGCAGUUUUGUCCAACUUUUUUUAGGUGCCUCAACCCCUCUAAAAGGCAUUUUUGUGCAAUUGAGUAUUUACUUUGUAAGUAUUAUUAAUAUUAAUUAAUGAAUAUACAUUGUUUAGAUGUUGGAAUUUACUACUACAGCGAUAAAUUCUGUUUUGAAUAAUAUUACAUUUUAAAUAUUUUAAUAGAAUUACCGGCUUGACGAUAUCGGCUGGAAGGAGGAGGAAAUUUGUUAUCGGUUGAAAAAUGCAUUAUCGUGCAUCAGUAAAAAUGAUGUUUUUUUUUUCUUUCCACCUGAUUUGUCGAAAAAUAAUUGACACGAUCCAUUAUUCAAAUCAGUGUUAAAUGCAGCCAAAGGAUUUGGUUGGAAGUUACUGAACAAAAAGGUACAAUAAGUACCCUGCAAUUUGAGCUAAAACAUUUGCUUUUUCUGUCUCUCCAUGAAACCUGUGCCAACUACUGCACAACAUGUAGAUAGAAUUAAAGUGGGUUAAUAUAAUGUGCUUUGGGUAUUUGUAAAAAGUAUACCUGGGGGAAAUACUUGUAACAAUACUCAGAUACUUUCAUAAUUACAUCUUGUAUUUACUGCACAAUGUGGUCCAUGGUAUGUUCAUUUUCUGAAAUAAAACUGUUGCAUACAUGAAAUUAUACUGUAA
Corythoichthys intestinalis (scribbled pipefish) is the source of this 3974-nucleotide messenger RNA. It is a transcript of the gene pmm2, whose product is annotated as phosphomannomutase 2. The record is from RefSeq and is a predicted model, not a curated record. Lineage: Eukaryota; Metazoa; Chordata; Actinopteri; Syngnathiformes; Syngnathidae. Gene Ontology annotation, cellular component: cytosol. The coding region runs from base 185 to 937 and encodes 250 amino acids. The transcript is spliced from 8 exons. Gene Ontology annotation, biological process: protein N-linked glycosylation; GDP-mannose biosynthetic process; mannose metabolic process. Gene Ontology annotation, molecular function: phosphomannomutase activity.